Messenger RNA from Cynoglossus semilaevis (tongue sole), 1130 nucleotides. RefSeq names its product tenomodulin (gene tnmd). Gene Ontology annotation, biological process: negative regulation of angiogenesis; negative regulation of endothelial cell proliferation. The transcript has 7 exons. The record is from RefSeq and is a predicted model, not a curated record. The coding region runs from base 94 to 990 and encodes 298 amino acids. NCBI's taxonomy places the organism in Eukaryota, Metazoa, Chordata, Actinopteri, Pleuronectiformes, Cynoglossidae.
GCACAGGAAUAUUCCUGUGCCACAUUUUUCAAUAGCUCUGUAUUUUCCUCAGAAUUCCAGCAUCAGACAGAUUUCUCCUGUGGCUCCUGGAUUAUGGAGAAGAUGGAGAACCAACCUGGAAGUCAGCAGGUCCUCUGGAAGGAUGUUGAGGAAGUGAGGGAGAAGAAGAGCAGGUACCAAACCUACCAGAAGGUGGCUCUGGCUCUUACCCUGACCUUCCUGGUUCUGGCUCUGUCUGCCCUCAGCUUGACGUUUUUGUGGAGUCCAACUGUGGGAAAAGUGUACGAGCAUCCAUACAAAGCCAUACUGGAUGGAGUUGAGACCGAGGGUCUGCUGGAGAUCGAUCCAGAUAAGCACGUGGAGAUUUUCAGAAUGGGAAACGGCAGCACCGAAGUUCUGGAGAUUCAUGACUUCAAACAUGGAUUGACUGGGAUCCGCUUUGCUGAACAUCAGAGAUGUUACAUCAGGACUCAGAGCAGGAACCUGCCCUCAGAGACGGAGCUGAGAGCUGAGGACACACAGGCAACUAAGACAGAUGAGACAGAUGACCUCAAGGUGGAGGACUCUCAGGUGUGGGUUCCCGCAGAGGAACCUGUGGUUAACCUGGACUUCCUUCAGGAUUCAAAGAUCUGGGAGAUCUGCCAAAACAUGCCGAUCCAUUGGAUUCAUCCUUCUCCUCUGAGUGACGCAGAGAUGUCAAACGUAGACUCACCCGACACGGAGGUCGCAGGUCAACGUUUCGCCCGUGAUGUCCGGAAUCAUCCUGCUGUCAGCGACUACAGGGAUGUGGGAAUCGAGCUGGACAACCGUCUGGACGAGCGCGGUUACUGCUGCCAGUACUGUCAACGCGGCUAUCGCUACUGCCGCCGUUACUACGAGCCUCUGGGAGGAUUCAACCCGUGGCCGUACUACUACCAGGGAGGGAGGGUCAUCUGUCAGAUCGUCAUGCCGUGCAACUGGUGGAUCGCCAGGAUGCUGGGACGGGUCUGAGGAACAUUUGAGGAACAUCUGAAAGUUGGGCUGAGGAGGUCGAGUCUGGUUAUGUGUGUCUAUUUUUCAAACGGUGAAUAAUACAACGCCUUUGAUAGAAAGAAGAAAAAAAAAAAAAAAAAAAAAGAGUCACUAGCCUC